This is a messenger RNA of Dromaius novaehollandiae (emu), 7252 nucleotides long. RefSeq names its product CD58 molecule (gene CD58). NCBI's taxonomy places the organism in Eukaryota, Metazoa, Chordata, Aves, Casuariiformes, Dromaiidae. Bases 89 to 2494 code for a protein of 801 amino acids. The transcript is spliced from 30 exons. The record is from RefSeq and is a predicted model, not a curated record.
GGAGGAAGCUAGUGGGCGGGAAGCCGCAGCUCCUCGCCCGUUUCGGUUUCUGUUUGAGUACUCGGGAGAGCCGCUGGGGCGAGCAGCGAUGCGCCUGCCAGCCUCGCCCGGGUUGGGGGAGCUGCUGCUGCUGCUGGGCUCCUUGCUAGUACACAUCCGCUGUGAUGAGGUGUUUGGCAUCUUGGGAGAAAAUUUUAUUUUUCCGGUGAAAAUAGACAAAAAGCUAAUGGAAAUUACUUGGAAGAAAAACAAAGAUAAAAUUGCUGAAUGGGAAGAACAAAGCCAAACAGUGUAUUUUACUUCGCUCCGGAAUAGAGGAUUACUUAACAAGGAGACUGGCAGCUUGACCAUAUUUAAUUUAGAGAAGAAUGAUGCUGGCACCUACACGUUAGAGUAUCUUCCCAUUGAUGAAAAAAAUGCUGUCUUAACCUUUAUGCUUACUGUGUUAGAUCCCCCUUCUGAACCUACAAUAAGUUGCAACAUCAGUGGUGACAACCUUAUGUUAACAUGUGCAGCAGAUUUCAAGAAACCUCUGACUUAUAGUUGGAAGUUCAGUAGCAUGACAGACUAUGAGCAGCAGCAAGAUGUUGUCAUCCUUAGAAAGAAAGCUGAUGCUUCAGAGAAAGCAACAUGUUUCAUUAAAGUCUCUCAAACAGAAAAGAGCUCUGAAUUCUCUUUGGCUGAAUGCUUUCCAGGGGACAGAUAUCACAGAAGGAGAGAUGGUCUUUUUGCGGCUUUUGGCUUGGUAAUUGUAGCUGUGGUAAUAGUAUUCUUGUACAAAAAAGUUAGACAUCGAUCUAAAACAGGAAGACCUAAGAGCAGUCUUCAGAAGCAUAGUUCAGGAGAAGAGGAGCCAAUUUUAAAUACAAGGAGUCAAGAACAGUCCAACUCAGAUGUCCGUGACGCAGAGAAGAGCAGCCCGAGUGCCUCGCAAGCAGCUGAGCCUGGCGCAUAUGAGAGCGGUGCCUCCCGGGUUGCAGGAGCUGGAAGGGGGCAGCAUCUGGGCGGCACUCCCAGCCACAGUAAAGAAGAUGUCCGUGACGCGGAGAAGAGCAGCCCGAGUGCCUCGCAGGCAGCUGAGCCUGGCGCAUAUGAGAGCGGUGCCUCCCGGGUUGCAGGAGCUGGAAGGGGGCAGCAUCUGGGCGGCACUCCCAGCCACAGUAAAGAAGAUGUCCGUGACGCGGAGAAGAGCAGCCCGAGUGCCUCGCAGGCAGCUGAGCCUGGCGCAUAUGAGAGCGGUGCCUCCCGGGUUGCAGGAGCUGGAAGGGGGCAGCAUCUGGGCGGCACUCCCAGCCACAGUAAAGAAGAUGUCCGUGACGCGGAGAAGAGCAGCCCGAGUGCCUCGCAGGCAGCUGAGCCUGGCGCAUAUGAGAGCGGUGCCUCCCGGGUUGCAGGAGCUGGAAGGGGGCAGCAUCUGGGCGGCACUCCCAGCCACAGUAAAGAAGAUGUCCGUGACGCGGAGAAGAGCAGCCCGAGUGCCUCGCAGGCAGCUGAGCCUGGCGCAUAUGAGAGCGGUGCCUCCCGGGUUGCAGGAGCUGGAAGGGGGCAGCAUCUGGGCGGCACUCCCAGCCACAGUAAAGAAGAUGUCCGUGACGCGGAGAAGAGCAGCCCGAGUGCCUCGCAGGCAGCUGAGCCUGGCGCAUAUGAGAGCGGUGCCUCCCGGGUUGCAGGAGCUGGAAGGGGGCAGCAUCUGGGCGGCACUCCCAGCCACAGUAAAGAAGAUGUCCGUGACGCGGAGAAGAGCAGCCCGAGUGCCUCGCAGGCAGCUGAGCCUGGCGCAUAUGAGAGCGGUGCCUCCCGGGUUGCAGGAGCUGGAAGGGGGCAGCAUCUGGGCGGCACUCCCAGCCACAGUAAAGAAGAUGUCCGUGACGCGGAGAAGAGCAGCCCGAGUGCCUCGCAGGCAGCUGAGCCUGGCGCAUAUGAGAGCGGUGCCUCCCGGGUUGCAGGAGCUGGAAGGGGGCAGCAUCUGGGCGGCACUCCCAGCCACAGUAAAGAAGAUGUCCGUGACGCGGAGAAGAGCAGCCCGAGUGCCUUGCAGGCAGCUGAGCCUGGCGCAUAUGAGAGCGGUGCCUCCCGGGUUGCAGGAGCUGGAAGGGGGCAGCAUCUGGGCGGCACUCCCAGCCACAGUAAAGAAGAUGUCCGUGACGCGGAGAAGAGCAGCCCGAGUGCCUCGCAGGCAGCUGAGCCUGGCGCAUAUGAGAGCGGUGCCUCCCGGGUUGCAGGAGCUGGAAGGGGGCAGCAUCUGGGCGGCACUCCCAGCCACAGUAAAGAAGAUGUCCGUGACGCGGAGAAGAGCAGCCCGAGUGCCUCGCAGGCAGCUGAGCCUGGCGCAUAUGAGAGCGGUGCCUCCCGGGUUGCAGGAGCUGGAAGGGGGCAGCAUCUGGGCGGCACUCCCAGCCACAGUAAAGAAGAUGUCCGUGACGCGGAGAAGAGCAGCCCGAGUGCCUCGCAGGCAGCUGAGCCUGGCGCAUAUGAGAGCGAUCUUGGAUCAUAAACAGGUAAUUUGCCUUGUGGACCAAACAGCAUUUUGACCCAAUGGAAGAGAAGUGGUCGAAUUCAGUGUUGAAAAAGCCGCUGUCUUUUGUUCUGGAGGUUUUCCAUUAGCACUGAAAUCAUCCAUAAAGAAGUGUUUUGAAGACUAGUUGAGCUGCUUCCAGUGCCUGUUUUUCUUUUCUCAGAAUAGACAGCCUCCUUUUUUGGUGUCACUACAUGAAGACGAACAGGCUGAAUCAUGGAAAAUAUCUCAUUUUGUAUUGUUUUGUAUCAGUUUUUAACAAACAGUGCUCUACUAAUACAAAAUAUAAGAGCCAAGGCAUUCUUUUUUUAUAACUGGUAUUUAGAUAUUAACAAAGUCAUAUCCAUACACAUGAAUGUGGAUAAAUUAAAAACUAAUCAGCUUUCUAUGCAACUUCAGAUCAGUACUUUUUAUAGUGAGAAGAAAGAUGGUGCAUCCUUCAGCAGUUCCAGAUGGAUGGACGUUUGCAUGUACUAGUCUCAGUUCUCCAGCAGUAACUCAAUGGUCCAGACAAAUCUUCUCCUAGAUGGCUGUCUCCUGGAAUCAGCAGAAGGCUGGCAAAUUGUGAUCUUCUCCUGAUGAUGGUCGACUUUGAGAUAAAGCUACAGUUCAGUUUGUUUUUUGCAUUGGAACAAAAGCUGCUUCUGUUAGCAGCAUUUUGUGUUUUUUCUUGAACUUUUGAUAUUUUUUGCACUUUUAUGUUUUUUUGGGGGGGGGAUUGUUUUUUUAUGUCUUAGCUUCUUAGCUUCUGCUUCACAUUAUUCUAAGAGAAUGUCAACCUACCCAUUUUUAAAGAAUAAUAAUACAUUUUCAGAUUGCUUGCGACUGGAGAGAAAAGUUGAAAGCUGAGCUCAUGUAUAUGCUGAGGCUCAGAAAGAGGCAAAGAGAAAAGAAUACCAUGUAUUAAUGUUUUCAAAACAUUAAGAUAUGGUGCAUGAUUUGUGACUUCAGCAUGAUGGUUGUUUCUGAAAGUUGAAAGCAAUUUCAGUUCGUGCUGAACUUAGUAUUUGUAAAGAAUCAUGAAGGUUUGUCAGAGAUCAGAAACUCCCCCUUUGUCUUCCCUACUAGACUGAGAUUUGCUUGCAAGGCAGGAGUCAAAUCCUGCUCUGUGUAGUAGUGUAGGAACGUCCACGCUCUUAGUACAAAGUAAUGGUUCAGUCAAUUCAAUCUGUAAAUGGCUAGGAGUGGAAAGGGAUUUUGGCAUGGUGCUAAGUUCUGCUAUGGUACCUUGUCUGUAGGAAAUCUUCAAGUGAAGUAGUUGAUUAUUCAGAUCUCUUAGCCAGUUCCCAUGCAGAUAAGGUCUGUUUUUAGCACAUGAGAUCCCAUUUAAGGAAUUGGUCCUGAAUGGCAUGAUGUUAAGGCCUCAUGUUUAUGAAUAAGGCAGUGAGAAGAUCAGAAGCAGAGAGGGAACCUGAAGUAGUUUUAGAAAUCAGAAGAAAAUUCAGUUUGGAAGGGACCUCAGGAGGUCAUGUAAUCCAAAUUCCUUAUCAAAGCAGAGUCAACACUGAAAUGAAAUCAAGUUACUCAACUUUAUCUAGGCUGGUCUUGAAAAAUUCCAAGGAUGGAGACUGCAUAACUUCUCUGAGCAACCUGUUUUACUGCCUGUCCUCAUGUUGAAAAAGCAUUUCCUUAUAUCCUUAUGUCUGAAUCUCUCUUGUUUCAACUUUUGCCUGUUUUCUUAUCCUUACACCAUGCACCACUGUGACGAUCUUGGCUCCAUCAUCUUCAUGAUUGCCUCGUAGGUCCUGGAAACUGCUGUUAUGUCCUCCAAAGCCAUCUCUUCUCCAGGUUUGAAUAAGCCCAGUGCCCUCAGCCUCUUGUCACAGGGCAAGUGCUUCAGCACCUGACUUCUUGGCAGCCCUUCUCUGAACUUGUGCCAAUUUAUGAAUGCCUUUCUUGUUGAAGGGGCCCCAAACUGGAUGCAGUAUUCUAAACAUGGUCCAACAAGUGCUGAGUAGAGGAGGAUAAUCACUUCCCUCAAUCUACUGGUUAAGCUCCUUUUAAUACAAGGCAGGAUGUUGUUGGCUGCCUUUGCUGCUACGGCCCACUGCUGGUUUGUGUUCAGCUUGCUGCCUACCAAGACCUCCCAGUCCUUUUCAGCAGAGCUGUCCCCAGCCUGUAUUACUGCAAGGAGCUCCUCCUUCCCCAUACUUUGCAUUUGUCCUUGCUGAAUUUUAACCUGUCUAGGUCUUGCUGAAUGCCAGCCCUUUAGCUUAUUAACUGAUUCUCCCCAAUUUGGCGAUACCUGCAGACUUGACAAGAGUGCACUCUGUUGUCUCCUCCAGGUCAUUGAUGGAGAUGUUAAACAGGACACGUCCCAGAAUAGACCUCUGUUGUACUCCACUUGUCUUCUCCAUCCAGGGAGAGUAUGACUCAUUAGCCACUACUGUCUCACCCCAAUCAUCCAGUGAGUUCUUUACCUACCUGUUUGUUCACCCAUCCAAACCAUAACAUCCUAACUUGGAUAAAAAAUAUUGUGGAAGACGGUGUCAAAAGCCUUGCCAAAGUCGAGGUAUGAGACAAAAUCUGCUCUGCCCUCAUCCAGAAGUCUAGUCAUUUCAUCAUCAUAGAAGGCAGUCAGGUUGGUUAGGCAUGAUUUAGCCUUGGUAAAUAUAUGAUGACUAUUUCCAACCACCUUCUCCUUCAUAAUUCUAGAAAUGUGUCGCAAGAGGACUUGUUCCAUGAUUUUCCCAGGGACCAAAGUGAGGCUGCAGUCUUUAGAUCCCUGGGAUGACCCUCUGGCUUUUUUUUUUUUUUUUUUUUUUUUUUUUUUUUUUUAGGUGAGUACAACAUUUCCCUUUUUUCAGUUUGUCAGGGACCUUCCCUAAUCUCCAUGACCUUUCAAAGAUGAUAGCACCCUUGCAGUACCAUCAGCCAGGUCUCACAGCAUCCUUGGAUACAUCUGAUCAGGUCCCAUGGACUAGUAUGGAUCAAGCUCUCUCAAGUUAUACCUAACUGCUGGUAGUUUUCCUUGAACCCUUUUAAUAAGCACAGAGGCCUGUGAGACCUUUUUAGUAAAUACUGAGGCAAGGAAGGCAUUGGGUUAUUAAGCCUCUUAUCUGUGUCUGCUAUCACUAAAUCACCUACCCCAUUUGGGAAAGGGCCCGUAUUUUCAUUGGUUGUUCUCUCACGGUUAAUGUAGCAGCAGAAACUGCUUUUGUUGUCCUUGUCCCAUGACAGUUUCAGCCCUUAUUGAGCCCUGGCUUUCCUGGCAGUAUCCCUACCUGCCCAAGCAGUGUUUCUAAAUUCUUGCAUUGUAGCCUGUCCUUGCUUCCACCUCUUACAUAAGUCCUUUUUACACUGCAGCUCUGUUGGGAGUUCCCUGCUUAGCCAAGCUGAUCCCCUGAUAUGUCUGCUUGUUUUCCUGAGUAUUGGAACAGCCUGUUCUCAUGCUUGGAGGAAGUCAUCCUUAAAGGCCUGCCAGCUCUCCUGAGCCACUUUGCCCUUCAGAGCUGCCUCCCAUGAGAUCGCAUCUACUAAUUUCCUGAAAUAAUUUUCAGUAAGCUGAAAUUUGCUUUCCUGAAGUGCAGGGUCCGUACUGCUGCUUACCUUCCUCACACCCCUCACGAUCUUGAACUGCACUAUUUCAUGAUCGCUACUGCCAAUGCAGUCCUUCAUUACCACAUCCUCAACCAGUUCUUCCUUGUUAACAGCAGAUACAACUGUGCAUCACCCCCUUCUUGGCUCAUCCAGUACCUAGAUGAACAAGAUGUCCCUGAAACCCUCAAGAAAUCUUCUUGCCUGCUUGCAUACUGUCAUGUUGCCUUCCCAGCAUGUCAGGGAAGUUAAAGUCCCCCCACUACGUGCCAGGGUCUGGUGAUCCAGAGACUUACCAUAUUGUAAAAGAAGUCUUUAUCCACCUCCUUACCCUGGUCAGGUGGUCUGUAACACACUCCCACUACUAUGUCACCCUUACUGGCCUCUCUGAUCCUGACCCACAAGCUUUCAACCAAUCUGUCACACGUUCCAUAGGAGAGCUUCAUACAGUCAAGCCGCUCUUUCACAGAAGGGGCAGCCUCUCUCCUUGUGCACCUUGUCUGUCUUUCCUGAAGAGCUUGUACCCAUCCAUCACAGCACUGCAGUCAUGUGAGCUGCCGCAUUGUGUCUCUGUUAUUCCAACAAUGUCAUAAUUCUGUGAACCCACACAAAGCUGUAAUUCUUCCUGCGUGCUUCCCAGACUAAGUGUAUUUGUUUACAUACACUUGAGGUGGGUCUCCUUUUGCCCUAUUUUAUCACACCUGAGUUCUCCUUUGUUCCUGUCACCCUGCACCCUUUGCUUUGGACCCCUGACCUCCAUUACCUCACCUGAUUGGGUUGUGACUUCCUUUUCCCAUCACUCCUAUUUUAAAGCUUUCCCUACAGGGUUGCUCAGCCUGUUGACAAAGAUGUGACAUUAGAUAGCUCUGUAGGAUAUUUGAGCUGCUCCUGUGUGCUUUUUGUGGUAGUAAAACCCAACAAGUGCAUAACUAAGAUUAUGAGAAGGACCAUAGGUAACAUGCCCAUGACCUGUCCUGUUGUGUUGGAGAAAGUAUAUGCCCUUCAGAAAACUCGAAAUAUUUUCUUAUUGCUACAUGUACCACUUUGAUUUUUAUCUAUGCCCACACAGGUUCUUCUGCUUUUGCAACUGCACUGCAGGAGUGUUAAACAAGACAUUUGGUUAGAGCUGGACAGUCUUACCUCUGCUGCUCUCUGUAAAUAUUUGCUCAUAAUUUAUUAAAAGACCCUUGUAAAAAUGUA